AGGGAGCUGGAGGUAAUUCAGAGUGACACUGAGCUGUGAGUCAGACUAACGCACAACAUACGCUCGUCGUAGUCCGUCAGGAAGCCGGGCUGAAGACGCAUCUGCUGUUGGACCUUCAUACGACGGAGUGAGCGCAGAAGAACAAUGGCAGGACCGAGGCCCGUGGUGCUGAGCGGCCCCUCUGGAGCAGGGAAGAGCACUCUGAUGAAGAGGCUGAUGAGGGAACACGAGGGCGUCUUCGGGUUCAGCGUCUCUCACACAACAAGGAAUCCCCGACCAGGCGAGGAAGAUGGCAAAGGGCUGAACAAGCUCCCAAUGCUUCUGGGGGCUAUUUUACUGCCAAUAGCACCCUUCUCCCAUGAAGUCUUAGAAAAACCUUCCUCUAUUUCGUGUCCAAACGAAUCAGAAGACUACCACUUCUCAACGAGAGAGGUCAUGCAGGAGGGAAUUGACAACGGAGACUUCAUUGAAAACGCGGUGUUUUCAGGAAACAUGUAUGGAACGAGUAAAGCGGCCAUCGAAGAUGUGCUGGCCAUGAACAAAAUCUGCAUCUUGGAUGUGGACAUCCAGGGGGUGAAGAGGAUUAAAGAGACGGACCUGAACCCCAUUUACAUCUCCAUCCAGCCUCCAUCCAUGGAGAUCCUGGAAACCCGUCUGAGAGACAGACAGACGGAGACGGAGGAGAGUCUCCAGAAACGCCUCGAGGCAGCGCGCGUCGACAUGGAGCUCAGUAACGAGCCCGGAGUGUUCGACGCUGUCAUCAUCAAUGAUGACUUGGAGAAGGCGUACGAGGAGCUGAAAGAUAUGCUCAAUGAUGAAAUCCAGAAAAUUCAGGAGAAAUCCUAAGGAGGAAGCUGUAAACCAGUCUUUCAUCUGCUGGACAGAAGAACCAAAACGUGUUGUUCUGGCCCGAAUAACUCCAUCUUCACUUACAUCUGUUUUUGCUUUUACCCUUUGUGUUAUAUGGUCAGAGGGGGCUCAGUACAGGUUCAGGCUCACUGACGCUCGGAUGGAAAAGAAACUAGGGUUAUGUUAGAUUUAGUCAAAGCAAAGUGGUUGAUGUUUAGAAGUGAACAUCCUGACACAUAGAUCAGUGCCAGCUGGUUCAGUGGCCAUAGAAAAGGAAACUGCCAAAUUCAGUGCUACAUUUGGUCUUCAUAAAGCCUAAGUUUGAAACUGGCCUAAAUGUGGAGUCCACGUCAGAACCUUCCUGCUAAACAGUCGUUGUGAAAUUCUGAUACAGUAGAAAUGAAUUCCCUACUAGUUAAGUGUAUGACUAUAACUAAUAUAACAGUGUUUAGAUAAUGACGCGCAUUCUGCGUAUCAUUUAAAUAUUAUGAAGGAGGUCUGUGCAGCA
This is a messenger RNA of Pungitius pungitius (ninespine stickleback), 1357 nucleotides long. RefSeq names its product guanylate kinase 1b (gene guk1b). The record is from RefSeq and is a predicted model, not a curated record. Gene Ontology annotation, biological process: purine nucleotide metabolic process. Gene Ontology annotation, molecular function: GMP kinase activity. The transcript has 9 exons. Bases 145 to 846 code for a protein of 233 amino acids. Gene Ontology annotation, cellular component: cytosol. NCBI's taxonomy places the organism in Eukaryota, Metazoa, Chordata, Actinopteri, Perciformes, Gasterosteidae.